ACGCUGUUCCUUCUUUCCACUGCUUUGCUCUGCUCUGCUUCGCCUCCUCGCCCCCGGACUCUUAUUAACGCACACUCCAUCCCUACCCAAAACCCUAGCUGCCGCCGCCGCCGACGCCACUGCUUGCUGAGGACAUGUAUCCGCUGCUCGGAGAUUCAUACGUUGUGUGAUACUAGUGCAAGAAAGCCUCCUCAGCACGUGCUGCUCUUUCUGGCGAGCCGGCAUGGAGGAGAGGCCAUAGAUCGCCGGGACGCGCCUCCGCCGCCGCCGGACGCGGCGGCGGAGCAGGAUGAGGGCUCCUCCCAGGGUCUGCAUCUCCCUGAGGACAUCCGUUGGGAGCGGCUCGACAAGGCGCGCUUCUUCGUCCUGGGCGCCGGGCUCUUCUCCGCCGUCUCGGCCGCGCUCUACCCCACCGUCGUCCUCAAGACGCGCCUCCAGGUCUCCCCGGCCGCGGCGGCGGCGGCGCUCCCGCCCUCUUCCAUCGGAGCGGCCGCCGCCAUCCUGCGGCGGGAAGGGCCCCUCGCCUUCUACCGCGGCUUCGCCACCUCCCUCGCCGGCACUGUCCCGGCACGCGCGCUGUACAUGGGCUCGCUCGAGGCCACGCGCUCCGCCGUCGGCCUGGCCGCGCUCAACCUCGGCGCGCCGGAGCCCGCCGCGUCGGCGGCCGCGGGCGCCGCCGCGGGCCUUGCCGCCGCUGUCGCCGCGCAGGUCGUGUGGACGCCCGUCGACGUUAUCAGCCAGCGCCUCAUGGUGCAAGGCAAUCCCUGCCACACCUCCCGCUACCGCGGCGGUCUCGACGCCUUCCGCAAGAUCUUAGCAUCAGAGGGCGUCCGUGGCUUGUACCGCGGCUUCGGCAUGUCCAUCCUAACCUACGCUCCCUCCAAUGCAGUGUGGUGGGCGACUUACUCUCUGUCACAGAAGAAAAUUUGGAGUGGAAUUGGCUGCUACUUGUGCGAGUACGGUGUUGGUGUUCAAGAAAUUGAUCUCGGCGAUGGGGAUUCUUCGUUGCAGCCAGGUUGUAAGACUGUUAUGAUAGUGCAGGGAGUGAGUGCUGCAAUGGCCGGUGGUGCCGCAGCACUUGUGACAAUGCCACUAGACACCAUCAAGACCAGGAUGCAGGUCAUGGGUGGGGAUGGUGAGGCAAUUACCGUGGGGAGGACGUUGCGUAGACUGAUCAAGGAAGGCGGCUGGGGUGCUUGUUUCAGGGGGCUUGGCCCAAGGAUGCACCAGACAGGCUUCAUGUCAUUCCUUUUAGUCUCUGUGAUGCUGAUUGUGAUUCAUCAACCAAAUGCCUCGUUGGAAUCUGAAUACGUUGAUGGACAUAAAUCAUAAAGACUCGAAUACACUGUUCACUGUAGCGUACACUGAUGCGAUACCUUUGCAGCUUGCGUCCAGGCGGGCUGUAGCUUUGGGCGCCUGCGUCACCUUGCUAUCCGGGUGUAUGGCGUCCGCCUUGUCGUCUGUGGCAUCGCCAAGGUGCGGUAUGGCGUCGCUAUGGCGCAGAGAGGCCUGCGGCAGACGCUGUUCAGCAAGCCAUGUGGGCAAGCAUGCGGGAAAAAGCGGGACGCCUCGCGCGGGAAAAGAGAAGGAAAUAUAGGGAGGAGGAAAUACAGGGAGGGAAAUAGAAACAGAGACAGGGAAAGAGGCGGCAGGCGACACCAGUAGGAUGCUGCGGCGGCUCAGCGGCGGGAUCUCCUCAGGCUGCUCGACGGUGGCGGAAUCUCCUCCUCCCUGUGGUGCUCUUCUCAGCGGCAGCCGGACCUCCUCCUGGUGCUGCUUUUCUUCGGCCUUCUCUGCUCGGCGCCGGGAAUCGGGAUCUCCUCUUGUUUUUGCUCUUCUCGUCGGUGACCGGACGAGAGAGGAGCUUGCUGCAUGGGACAAGAGAAGAGAAGAGAAGAGAGGUCAGGUCAUUGGCAGCAUCAAGGUAAGUAUAUAUGCUACACUGCUACUAAAAUUUGGAGCAAUUAUAGGUUAGGAUGUGUAUGGCGUUGCCUUGCCGCCUUAACUGCCUAGGCGGUUGGAAGGGGGUAGGUCGCCGUGCCUCGCCUUACCGCCUUAAGAACUAUGGUUCUUAUACACAGGUGUGCAGUCAGAGCGACCAGAACAUGGUUCUGGAAGGAAACAUAGAGAUAAGUUUGCUCUUUUUGUCAGUUUCCUUCAUAUGCCUUUUGUCAUUGAAGAAAGUGGGCAAAGCUAGGAGGAUUAAGAGUCCUUUCUUGAAAUAAACAAAGAUCUGUUGAUGAUGUUUCAACUAACUGCACUACGUCAAUGUCUGUACUGCAUCAAUUGUUCAAACUAUUUGUUUGUGAUAAUGAUACAUUUUUAUCCUUUGUUAGAAUCGAAAGGUUUUAGACUUAGUAGGACCAAAACCGAGUAUAUGAAGUGUGGUUUCGGUGCUACUAGGCAUGAGGGAGAAGAUGUUCCUAAGAAGGAUACUUUUUGAUAUUUGGAAUCGAUGCUACAUAAAGAUGAUGAUAUUGACGAAGAUGUUAGUCAUAGAAUCAAAGUCGGAUGGAUGAAAUGGUUUUAAGCUUCUGGUAUUCUAUGUGAUAAGAAUGUACCACAAAAGCUGAAAGGUAAGUUUUAUAGGACGGUAAUUUGACCUGUGAUAUGGUAUGGCACCGAAUGUUGGUCAACUAAAAGACGAUAUGUUCAAUAGUUAAGUAUAGAAGAGAUAUGUAUAUUGCGAUGAAUUUGUGGUCAUAUAAGAAAGGAGCGGAUCUGAAAUAAUGAUAUACGUGAUAGUGUAGGGGCAGUGUUAAUUGAAAAGAAGCUGUUCAAUAUCGGUUGAGAUGGUUUGAACAUAUCCAACGUAGGCCUACAGGGUUACCUGUGUAUAGCAGGAUGUUGAGGCAUGCUGAUAAUAUGAAGAGAGACAGUGGUGGACCAAACUUAACAUAGGAGAAGUCUAUAAAGGGAGACUUGAAAGGAUGAAAUAUCUUAAAAGAACUAUCUACAGAUAGAAGCAUGUAGAAGUUAGCAAUCCAUUGCUAAAACCAUAAUUUAUGCAUUAGUCUUCUUAUACAAUUAUUACUUUUAUUUUGUUACUAUUACUAGUACCUUUAUUAUUAUUAUUAUUAUUGCUUUCACAUUAUCUUUUUAGUUGGAUCUUGUGGUUUCAUCUUUGUCCUACCUAAUUUGCUUGAGACAAAGGUUGUUGUAGUUGUUUAUUUUAUCAUUCUCUUUAGGCUGGAUUGGUUGAGUUUGGUGGCCUUCUAUCCCAUUGUUCUGUUUCUUUUGUCGGAGUACCAUGCAUUGUCUUCUACUACCAUCUUGUGUUUUGGAUAAGUCACACUUCCGACUUAUCCUCUUCUUUUUACUCAAGUCCAAAUCAUUGUAUCGUCCUUUUGGACUUUAAAUCGGCAGGGUAGUUAACUUCAUUUUUCUGACCUAUCAUUCAUCCCGGUUUAUCAAUUUGAGUGAGAAAUGGAUAUAUUACCCAGUUGUCGCAUGAAGUCAUGAAAUUUGGGGAAACAGAAAAUGCCGGGUUAUCCAUAAACACUUGUACUGACCUCUGUACUUCACCUUUCUAACAUCAGAGGUUUGCAUCAUGCAAGACAGAACUGUUUACUGUCUUUUGUCUACCAAACACUAUCACUACUGAUGUGUGUUAGCACUGAAAACUAUGUAGCUUUCAGAUGUACAGUAAAAAGAGUCCAUUGUGCUCGAAUUUAAUAACCAAGGAAACUCUAUUAUCCAGUAAUGAUUCAAAUAAGUGUUUCUUGGCAAAUGACAGUGACUGCAGUGGGGAAAUUAUGCCAAUGAAGAAUCACAGGGCUACUUUACGUGUCUUUUUUGCACUUGG
Phragmites australis (common reed) is the source of this 3805-nucleotide messenger RNA. RefSeq lists its product as uncharacterized. Gene Ontology annotation, biological process: transmembrane transport. The record is from RefSeq and is a predicted model, not a curated record. NCBI's taxonomy places the organism in Eukaryota, Viridiplantae, Streptophyta, Magnoliopsida, Poales, Poaceae. The annotation marks the transcript as partial. The transcript is spliced from 4 exons.